Molecule: messenger RNA, 1266 nt
Organism: Geodia barretti
Lineage: Eukaryota; Metazoa; Porifera; Demospongiae; Tetractinellida; Geodiidae
Source: the annotation of a GenBank genome assembly
AUGGAAGGACGACUGAAAGACAAGUACGCAAUUGUUGGCGUCGGAGAGACGGAGUAUAGCCGGGCGUCGGGGCGCAGCACGCGAGCGCUGGGCGUGGAGGCUAUACGCAACGCGAUCUAUGACGCGGGGCUGACGCCGCAGGAUGUGGACGGGAUGCUGAGCUAUCACGGGGGCGAUUCGACGCCUUCGACGACGAUGAUGUACGACCUGGGGAUGCGGCUGAACUUUUACAUGGACUGCUCCGGCGGCGGUUCGAGCACUGAGGCGCUCAUCGGGCUUGCCAUCGGCUCUAUCGAAGCAGGUAUGUGCGAUACCGUGGCGAUAUUCCGCGCGAUGAACGGGUAUUCGCAGGUGCGGAUCGGCGGCACGGGCGCGCGCGCGGCUGCGCCUAUUGGCGGAUCGGACCUGCUGAGGCGCACAUACGGAGUGGCGAGCGCGGUGCAGAGCUUCGCGUUCACAUUCACGCGGCACAUGAUGGAGUACGGCGUUACGGGCGAAGACCUGGCGAACAUCAAGGUUACGCACAGCAACCACGCGAGCAAUAACCCUAAGGCGCUGAUGAAGCAACGCGUUACGGUGGACGACGUGGUGAACUCGCGCUGGAUCGUGAAGCCGUGUGCGCACCUGCUGGACUGUUGCCUUGAGACGGACAACGCGACAUGCAUCAUCGUUACAUCGGCGGAGCGGGCGAAGGACCUGCAGCACCCACCGGCGUACAUCAUGGCUGUGCAGGGUAGAGGCGUGAAGCCGGGCGGUGAUUUCCACUACCAUAUCGCGGUCUGGCGCUCGAACAUAUCGGAGCUUGACAGCGAGUACAAGGGCUAUUUCGAUGGGGCGAUGGAGCAUAAGCUGGUCGUGAAGAAGUGCGGCGCGGAGGGUUGCGGGCUGCUGCGUGGCGAGCCGGGCGCGGCGUGCCCGUGGUGCGCGUCGCUGGACUGGGAAUGGCAAGAAGUUAGCGGCAAGGGGACGAUUUACAGCUACCAGGUCAUCAUGCACGCGAUUAUGCCCGCGUUCCGCGACUGGGUGCCGUACACGGUGGUGCUGGUUGAGCUUGACGAGCAGAGCGGCGAGCCGAACCCGGGGAAUGGGCUGCGAAUUACGGCGAACCUGCUUAAUGACAGCAUGGUGCCGGAGGACCCGGAGAAUGUGGGCAUAGGCAAGCGGGUGGAAGUGGUGUUCCUGGACACGGAGGACGGCUUUUCGGUGCCGCAUUUCAAGCUGUCGGACGAGGCGCCGAGGGGCGAGGUCUGGCGGUAUCCGGUGUGA